CCCCAACCAACAUUCCUUCGUCUUCUAACGUAGUUUUAGACAUACUCCUCGAGGGUUUUUUUUCGGUCUCUAUCGCUGUCUGCUGUUUUGCGCCGCCUGGGUUCACGAAUAACUUUCUUCACACUAUCUCACUGACCUACAUGCUCCACCGUCGGUGUCGAUAAACUACAUAUACUACGAUGGCUGCAACAAACGGCACCGCGGUGCCAAGAGCAGGGCUGACUCUAGCCAUUAUCGGCUGCGGUAUGUCUUGUGUCAACUCUUCUUCAAAUCCUGAAAUCUUGUCGUCACAACUUGACAACACAGAAUGCUGACUUGUUUCAAGGAACCAUGGGCUCAGCCAUUCUUUCCAGGGUCAUGGAGUCAUGUGCAAAGUCGGUGGCCGCAGGCGAAAAAGCUAGGAUUUCACACUUCAUAGCAACAGUAUCCAGUCAGACUUCUGCAGAGGCCUUGCAAACGCGAUUUUCCAAGUUUGGGGAUAGCUUCAAGGUUUCUCGCGACAAUGUUGCCAGUAUGCAAGCUGCUGAUAUCGUCAUGCUUGGUUGCAAGCCUUACAUGGCAGAAACCGUGCUCAAGGUUGCGGGAGUCCGUGAAGCAUUGCAGGGGAAGUUGAUCAUCAGUGUUUUGGUUGGAUCUCCAGUGGAAAAAUUGGCAGCAUUCAUUGAUUCAACCGCACCAAUCAGCGAUUUCUGCAUCAAGAGAGUGAUGCUUAACAUCGCGGCUGAGUUUGGUGAAUCCAUGGCUGUCAUCGAAACCACUUCAAUGCCCGACUAUAUGGAAGAGGAGUCGGAUUGGAUCUUUCGCCAAGUAGGCGUUACUGCUCCAGUUGCUCCUGAGCUUUUUGAUAUUGCGGGCAUUCUUGCUGGUCCCGCAAGUGCAUAUCUGUCGGUGGCUUUCGAUGGUAUUCUAGAUGGGGCAGUGAGCCAGGGUCUCAAAAGAGCUGAUGCGAGAAAGAUGUUGACACAGUCGUUGGUUUCCCUCACCAAAUUGUUGGAAAAUGGGGAACAUCCAGCUGUGUUGAGAGAGAGAUAUUCUAGUCCCAAAGGCACGACUAUUGCCGGAUUGUUGUCGCUAGAAGAAGACAGAGUUCGAUAUGCCUUCAGCAAAGCGGUCGUUGAAAGUUCAAAGCGAAGCGUGGAAAUUGGUCAAUAGAAGUCAGAUGAUGC
This is a messenger RNA of Hymenoscyphus albidus, 1166 nucleotides long. The record is from the annotation of a GenBank genome assembly. NCBI's taxonomy places the organism in Eukaryota, Fungi, Ascomycota, Leotiomycetes, Helotiales, Helotiaceae.